Impatiens glandulifera is the source of this 399-nucleotide messenger RNA. RefSeq lists its product as uncharacterized. The transcript has 2 exons. Lineage: Eukaryota; Viridiplantae; Streptophyta; Magnoliopsida; Ericales; Balsaminaceae. The coding region runs from base 1 to 399 and encodes 132 amino acids. The record is from RefSeq and is a predicted model, not a curated record.
AUGGCAUUUAGUAAGAUCAAUAAUGGUAAUAGAGAAAAACCCUCAUCAAAUAAGAACAAUGAUAUUGUUGAGGGAAGACAGAGGAAGUCUGUGGGUGAAAUAUUGUUUACCGGAGCAAGAACUGGCGGCGCCGGCGAAGUGAAGAAGAUCAAUCGGAGCCGGAGUUUGAAGAAAGGGGUGGUGGUGGUUGUGAAGAAUAAGAAGGUUAGAGAAAUAGUAAUGGAGAGAAAACAGAGUUUGAGGAGGAAUAAUGGUGUUCAUCAUCAUCAUCAUCAUGUGGAAGAAGAAGAUGAUGGUGAACUAUGCAAGAAGAGAAUUCUAAUGGGGUUUAGAUGUAAACCAAUUAACUCUUCUGGUGCUCCACUUUAUGAUCAAAAUGGAGUUAUUUCACUUGAUUAA